Molecule: messenger RNA, 1296 nt
Organism: Labrus bergylta (ballan wrasse)
Lineage: Eukaryota; Metazoa; Chordata; Actinopteri; Labriformes; Labridae
Product: dynein axonemal light chain 4
Biological process (GO): microtubule-based process
Cellular component (GO): dynein complex
Source: RefSeq, a predicted model, not a curated record
GCGGGACAUCCUCUUUACGGACAUCAGUUGUUUGAAAUGUCUCCCUAACAACCGAACUGGAAGUCAAACAGAAGUUUUCGCUGGACAAACGCCUCGAGUCGGAAUGGCUGGGACUGGCGAGGGAAAGAAAGAGGAGGCCGACUACAAGAGGAUGAACAGCUUCCCCCUCAUCAGGCACACAGACAUGCCAGAGGAAAUGAGGGUUGAGACAAUGGAGCUUUGUGUUACAGCUUGUGAAAAGUUUGCCACCAACAAUGAGAGUGCAGCCAAGAUGAUUAAGGAAUCCAUGGACAAGAAAUUUGGCAGCUCGUGGCACGUGGUGAUCGGCGAAGGCUUCGGCUUUGAGGUUACACACGAAGUGAAGAACCUGCUCUACAUGUUCUUUGGAGGGAGCUUGGCAGUGUGUGUGUGGAAGUGCUCAUAGCACAACCACAUGUCUGUCCCCCGAUCCCCUCUGACUCUGUCACUAGGCUGGAAAUGAACACCAGCUAGCAGCCAGAUGCUGGUCACUCUUUGGUUGUGGCAGGUUAAGUUGUCCACACUACCAGCCUCUGUGGCAGACUGUCAAUCAUUGCAUUGAGAUCUGUUGAAAUGCUGGUGGUAGACAAAAAAAACCUGAAAGGGGAUUUUAAUUCAGGCAGUCCAUUUGGCUGGUAGGAAUAAAGAAAAAAGGUUGCCUGCCCUACCUGUUACAUUUCUUUGUUUUCGACUUUCCGUCCGUCUCUUAAGCCGAAUCCAUGGUCCUAAACAUUUGUGAGCAUGUGUGUGCGAGAAUGUAUGAUCAACUUUUACAAACACUACAGCCAGCCAGGGUCUCCAAAGUCCUUUCUCCUCAUUCUUCUGCAGGGAGCGUGAGCAUGUGUGAGUGAGUUUAAGUGUUGGUGUGUGCUGGACACACACUUUUUAAGAAUAAACAUUUCAUUGUUACCUUCCGCACCGUCCAUAACUUUUCACGCGUGUCUUUUUUUCUCUCUCUCCAAGCGCACUAGUCUUUCAAUGAAAUUUUUAAUAUUUUUUAUCUGUACAUAUUUUGAAGCAACUUGAAAAAACUUCUUUUUAAAUACCAGUGUCAUCUUCUUACAACUACAGACUUGAAGUCUCCAGAGUUGAACAACACUAAACCUGAUCCACCUUAACCUCUAAAGGUGUAGUAAUCCCUGAUGAUAUUGUCACACUGGGUGAUAUUAGCAAUGUGAUUGUUUUCAUGUUGACACGGUUGUAAUGAUCCAGUGAAAUGGACCAUUUUGUCUGAAUUGAUCAGAUUGUACAAUAAACUGAAAUGUGGUGAAAUAGGAA